Psylliodes chrysocephalus is the source of this 1604-nucleotide messenger RNA. NCBI's taxonomy places the organism in Eukaryota, Metazoa, Arthropoda, Insecta, Coleoptera, Chrysomelidae. The record is from the annotation of a GenBank genome assembly.
UCGAAUGAUAGUAAUAAUCGAAUAUUCGAAUAAUAUACCAUUCGAAUGAUCACAUAUCACAUCACUAAAAGUAUAGCCAACUGUACUUUGUUUAGUUACAAAUUUGGCAGUCCAUUUUUCGUAGUAUUUCAAAAAUUAAGUAUGGCUGAUUCUGUCGAGUUGCGUAUGAGUGUAACGUCCAUAAAAAGAGUAGAUCCAUAUGUAAAAGAUAUUUUAGCAAGUGCUACACACGUCGCUUUAUACAAUUUUAAUACUUCCACCAACGAGUGGGAAAAAACCGAGACAGAAGGUGCUUUAUUCAUAUAUAGCCGAAAUGGGGAACCAUUUCACAGUAUUAUGAUUAUGAAUAGGUUAAAUACUGACAACUUGAUAGAACCCAUUGUCAAAGACUUCGAUUAUCAGAUGCAAAUACCGUUUUUACUCUACAGGAAUUCGAAAAGUAGAAUAUUUGGUAUUUGGUUUUUCAAUAGAGAAGAGUGUAUCCGGAUUACAUUUUUAAUUGAAUCGAUAAUGGAAGGAUUCAAAGAAAAGUCCGACAGGAGGUCGGUUAAAAAAGAAAAUAAUAUUGAUAUAUUUAGCAUGUUAUCGAAAGCCCAGGAAGAUUAUAACAAAACACCAACAAAGCAAGAUGUUAUUCCAACAUUUUCAUCAACUCCUAGAGUUCCAGAUGUUACUUCAAGUGUUAUGGACUUUUUUGCUAAAGCUGGGACAAAAACUGGCCAAACACCAGCUGUGCCUGGAAUUCGUGAAGAGAAUGUAUUGCAAAGGUUGAUGUCUAACCCGGCACAUUCAGUUGAACAUAUAGAAAAACAGCAGAGAUCUAUUACUCCACAGGAUCAGCACUCAAAUGUGCAAACUAAAUUGGUAGCUAGCAGUGAUAGAAGAAGUGUGCCUAUAACUUUUCCAAGUUCUACUAUAGUGGACAAGAAACCAGGUAGAGAGAAUGGAGUAAGGUUAAAUAGUGCUUCUAAACCUCAACCAUUGAUGCAAAAUACUUCACCUCUUGCCUAUUUAUUACAGCAGAACCAACAGCCACAAUCUGAUAAAGAAGGAAACCAAGAUCUUCUUAGCAGUUCUCCUUUUGGACAGUUGAUAGAUUCCAGCAAGCCCCAUUUGAUGACUCCUAUGAUGUUUACUACUCCAAAAUCAUCUGAAACCAUGGAAAAUUCAUCAACUGAAUUUGAUCAAAUUGACUUGCUGACAGAAAAACAAUUAGCCCAAGCUCUUAUAUAUCUCCUUAAAAACAAUUCUGAUUUUACAAAACAAAUUCACGAAGCUUAUGUGAAGUCUAUAAUGGAAAAAGUUAAUCUCAACACUACUAAUAGAUCCUUUAUAUAAAACAUUUUAUUAAUAAUUUGACUAUAAGUUGUAUUUCAUCUUGUAUUGGAUGAUUUUAAAACUGUACUAUAAUUAUACUGACUGAGUUAGCUUUGACAUUAAGUAGUUUUAAAUAAAAAAUUCUUAGUGUAUCUUGCAAACUGUAAUUUUUAAAGUACUUUGAUUCCACAAGGUUGUUAAAUAAUUUUGAAUAAUCUGUAACAUAUUUUAUAGCUAUUGUAUUUAUGUAGUAAAACUUGUUUUGGAAUAAAACCACAGUGAUACCG